Molecule: messenger RNA, 441 nt
Organism: Aspergillus puulaauensis
Lineage: Eukaryota; Fungi; Ascomycota; Eurotiomycetes; Eurotiales; Aspergillaceae
Exons: 1
Coding region: 1-441 (146 amino acids)
Source: RefSeq, a predicted model, not a curated record
AUGUCCACAGUCACAGUCACAAUGAGGGAUCCCUGCGCAUCAGUCUCGCCUGCAGUCAAAGGCGGCUUCCUGCACACCAUCUGGAGCCCCUUCGCCUCCUUCUUCCACACAUUCGGAUCCGUGAUCGGCUUCUGCCUCACAUUCAUCUUCGGCACCCUCCUGCCAGGGGCUCUUGCCCUUAUUGUCCUGGUCCUCUCCGCUUUUGCCUUCUGGGAACUGCUGUGCUAUCUCGCGAGGAAAUCUGGGUUGGCGGCGUGGUAUGCAUCGAUUGACGAUGAUAUACAGGAAAAGAAGAGAAAGGAGAGGGAGGAAAAGGGGGACUUGGAAACAGGCGCAGAGAAUAUUGAUGCUGGGGAUGAGAAGAAGAGGGUUGAAGUUGAGAUUCAGGUGCUGGAGAACUUGUUGCUUGAGAAGAAGAGGGAGUUGGAUUCUCUGGAGUGA